AUGACACAACCUGCCCACCUUCCACCUCGCCCGAGUCACACGUUUAGCAUGCGUACAGUUGAGAAGUUACACCAGCGUUUUCUUGGGAGAAGCGGUACAACUGCACCAGCGCAAAAUAUGUCGAACAUUGUUGAGGCCAUGCGCCAAAACCUUUUGCGCAUUGAAGGUGUUCUUAGUUAUCGCUUGGAUCACCCCAGCACGGCACUGACCGACACGAGCGAGCACCACCCUCCAAUGUCGGCAUUUGAGCGCAUUCGCGUUGGUCAUAUUCUAGCAGAUAUUGUGCUCGACCUUUUCACUAUCUCAACUUCCAGCAGCAACGCGACGUAUGACGCCUUGGUUGGGAAUAAAGGUGCUUUCGCCGGCUCGAUGAGUCAAAGCUGCGGGGUUGCUUCACUUCCCUGCGGUGGCCUGCCCCUGAUGCAACGGACACGGCCAGGAGUUUGGACGCCGGAGGGUUUGGAUGGGGUUGAGGGACGUUUGACGCCUCCUGAGGGUGUGAACGCAAGUCUGAUUCCCCUACAUACGAAGGCAGAAGUGGGUCAUCAGUCGUCUUAUCAACCCUUUGUGGAUGGGUUGAAGAAAGGGGGAGGAGAUGAGGUGCUCACAACGCUUUUGCAGACCCAACAAAACCAUCAGCAGAAACGUGGGCUACAGGAUGGUGUGGAGAGCGAUGGCUGUAGUACUGUCUUUUCUCAUUCUGGUCAGAGGUCGACCAUGAACACCCCACAGCACCAUCAACGCGCCAUAAAGGACACGUCUGCUGGUCAUGAGGGUCCACCGGCUGGUUAUCACCGGCACAGCGCACACGUGCCCGUCUCCGGGACAGAGAACCAAAUGAACCUUAAUCCUUCAAGAAGGAUGCGACCGCAUGAGUCUCCUCUAUGUGUGGCAGGGUGCCAAGGAGCUUUAACUCACAAUGAAUCACCGAUAUCACCUACUUCAAUGCGCUUCAAGUCAGUACAGUCACUCCAUUCCGGUGGGGACAGCACGACGGGGCAAUCACAGCACGCUGCCAAUCCUAAGAAAUACUAUGAAAUUGAUUUCCAGAGAUUAAAUGACUUCCAGCGCUGCCUCCGUGUUAUUCAGCGACUAUCAUUAACUGAUGACGCAUUUGAGAAAUUCGGCUUACGGUACGCUAUCCCUGGGAUACGGGAACUGCACCCCGACGAGGUUCACUCAGCGAAGAUUCGUAUGGACCGGCAUAAUGAUUGCUUGAUUGAUUCGUUUAAUCCUUCGGAGUCCCAAGAAUCUGCUCAGAAAAGUGAUACGCCACAGGAACAAUUUCUAGCUCACAAGAGAUUGCAAGCGCACGUAUCCCCUUGUCUUUCCAAAGAUGGUAAUAACGUGAUUCUACACACUGUGGCUGAUGUUCCGGUUACAGAACACGAUACGCCCUUUGACAUUCAACAAUCCCCUUCCAAGUCACCACUUGCAACACAGAGAUCGGAAAAACAGCUGUGCAACAACCCUACUAGAGAACCCCCAACGCCCUCAGCCCCAUGUGACAAACAAUGUCUGCCAUUAUUUCAUGGGGGGAGAGAUAUCAUUGUACAAAAAAAGGAUAUGAAUAUUUUCAUCGCAAUGGUGGAUGCAACAUUGAGGCAGGUAGAUCAAGAUAUUGUUGGACGACUUCAUAUUGCUAGUGCGGACUUUGGAUCGAGCAGUGGUGAAGAUGAAGUGGCGUACAUGUGA
Trypanosoma brucei brucei TREU927 is the source of this 1695-nucleotide messenger RNA. RefSeq lists its product as hypothetical. The transcript has a single exon. Lineage: Eukaryota; Euglenozoa; Kinetoplastea; Trypanosomatida; Trypanosomatidae. The record is from RefSeq and is a predicted model, not a curated record. Bases 1 to 1695 code for a protein of 564 amino acids.